AAACAGGACUGUGAAGAAGAUUGGUACUUCCCUUCGAUGAAUAUUUUCGUGAAUAAGAAUAAUCGACCAUGGUCAAUACUUCUGUUCAUUACAUAUAUCAUCUUCACAUUUUAUACUAUGAAUUUAGCACUAACUUCUGUGUGCACACCGAAAGUAUACUUCGACUGGUUUCUGCUUCCAAACGAUUGCUCAUAUAUUUAUGAUGCCUACAGCAGAGCCUGGGUAUUUGUUGGUGGACUUUUCUGGCUGAUCAGUUCUCUCACACCUUUCAGCCUUUUAAUUCAUGAAAUCGCAGUUUUCAUAUGCAGUCGUCUGCAAAAAUGGUGA
This is a messenger RNA of Trichobilharzia regenti, 327 nucleotides long. The record is from the annotation of a GenBank genome assembly. NCBI's taxonomy places the organism in Eukaryota, Metazoa, Platyhelminthes, Trematoda, Strigeidida, Schistosomatidae.